Molecule: messenger RNA, 360 nt
Organism: Jaculus jaculus (lesser Egyptian jerboa)
Lineage: Eukaryota; Metazoa; Chordata; Mammalia; Rodentia; Dipodidae
Product: thioredoxin-like
Exons: 3
Coding region: 1-360 (119 amino acids)
Source: RefSeq, a predicted model, not a curated record
AUGGCAAAGUCCUUGGAGGAAAGUUACCCAUCAGCCCCUCCAGCAGACAAAGUGGUGAAGCUGAUGGAGAGCAAGGAUGCUUUUCAAGAGGCCUUGAAAGCUGCAGGAGAUAAGCUCAUUUUGGUGGACUUCUCAUCCACAUGGUGUGGGACUUGCAAAAUGGCCAAGCCUUUCUUUCAUUCCCUUUCUGAGAAGUAUUUCAGCAUGGUGUUCCUUAAAGCAGGCAUGAAUGAUUGCCAGGAUGUUGCUGCAGACUGUGAAGUCAAAUGCAUGCCAACCUUCCAGUUUUUCAAAAGGGUGGCUGAGUUUUCUGGAGCUCACAAGGAAACACUUGAAGCCACUAUUAAUGAAUUUGUCUAA